Anneissia japonica is the source of this 2340-nucleotide messenger RNA. Its product is annotated as A disintegrin and metalloproteinase with thrombospondin motifs 3-like. Gene Ontology annotation, cellular component: extracellular matrix. The record is from RefSeq and is a predicted model, not a curated record. Bases 99 to 1328 code for a protein of 409 amino acids. Lineage: Eukaryota; Metazoa; Echinodermata; Crinoidea; Comatulida; Comatulidae. Gene Ontology annotation, biological process: proteolysis; extracellular matrix organization. The transcript is spliced from 10 exons. Gene Ontology annotation, molecular function: metalloendopeptidase activity.
ACUACCUGCAUUUACUAGAAAAAUAGUACGAACCAAUCUCACAGUCAGACAUUUUGGGAUACCUCAAGCGACCGUACCGUGCUCUGCGACACUACAUCAUGAAGAUGGAGCCAUUGUUCUUUUAUGUUUUUCUAUUCGCAAUGAUAGCUAAUGCAGAAAAUAAUGAUUUGGUGACGUCAUACGGCGACAAUGGCGGUUCCUCAAAAAGGCAUAUUGAAACGCUAAUCAUAAGCGAGUUCAGCAUGCAGGAAGCUCAUAAGGAAGAAAUCACGAGGUAUUUGGCUACACUUAUCCAACUGGUAAAUGAAAUAUUUAACCAUGAAUCAAUGAGACUGAAUCUCAAAGUUUCUAUAACGAGCAUGGUGCUUGUGGACGAAGCAGAGUCUUCAAACAUGAUAGUUGAAAAUAACAAAAUGAGAAGCCUUCAAAGAGUAUGUUACUGGGCUGCUCGGCGACAAAUGGAAAACGAUGACGACAAUAACCGUGUUCAAAACGACCUCGUACUCGUCUUUACACGAAAGAACUUCGGAGCUGCAGGUUACUCUCCGGCAAAUGGAAUGUGCUACGGACGGAAAAGCUGUUCAUUGAUAAAGGAUAUUGGCUUCCGAACAGCUUUCAUCAUCGCUCAUGAAAUAGGGCACCUAUUCGGACUUGAGCACGAUGAUGCCUGUUUCCAGGACGCAGCCGAAUCUAGUGUCAUGGCAGCGACCAUUAAGUCUACGUUUUCUGCGUAUGAAUGGACCAACUGCAGUGAAUCUGCACUACUGGAAAUUAUAAGGGAUUUUACCUGUUUGAGCAACGAGCCUUUAAACACUGACGGAUGUGUGUACAGUUGUAUAUCUGGCGUCUGUGUGUCAAAAAACAAGGAACAAGUUUCACCAACUAAGUCUGAUAGGCCUACUCCAAAUCGUCUGAAUACAACACCUUCAGGAGUUUCACCAGAACCGCAAUCUGGAUAUGAAUGGGAAUCUUUAGGAUGGACAGAAUGUUCAGUAUCAUGUGGUGGAGGAACAACCUACCACAAAUACCAAUGUCGGAGGUUGAGCGACAACACAACAACAACGGAUGAGUACUGCAACCGCGAAGGUUUUCAGCCUUACCGCAAAGAAUGCAACACACGCACAUGUAGGCCUAAAGCGACCUUUGAUUGGAAGCCAUCCCCUUGGUCUGAAUGUCGGGCUAAAUGCGGUGCAAAUGGAGAAAAGAAAAGAAAUGUAAAAUGUAUUCGAUCCAAAUAUGGAAAGGAUAAAUCGGUGAAUAGGAAAAACUGCAAGAAAAAUGGCAGUAUGCCAGCAACCAAGACGUCAUGUACUCGAGUCUGUUCUUAACUUUAACUGUUGGGACCAGGAGAAGGGAAAGGCGUAAGAUUAUGUAGUAUAAUAUUUAUGGUCAAUGUCUUUAUGUUAGAGUAUGGCGGAGAGUAUGGCGGAUCUCGGUAGUGCUGUUGAAAUGCUUUGUUAUUCUUGUUACGAGAUUAAGUUCAGCACGCAGGGAUUAGACCUGCUCCUUGAAACUUACUUUUUGUGUAUCACGAGUUUAAAUUAGUGGGCUCUAGUAUUCAAUAGGCCUACUUCUGUUACUAGAUUAAUUCACGAACUGAUUAAACCAAAGACCUAUUAGUAAGUCAGUGAUUAGUCCAUGAUGCUGCUGGAACAAAACAUUUUUGUGUGUAUAGAGUACUACAGUGUUACGUCACGAUACCAAGUGCUACUCCGUUGCUCUCGUGGCAAAAUUUCUCCACUGACAAACCAUUGAUCCCAAUUUCUAACCUAAUGUUGUAUCUUAGUUUUUCUUUGUAAAUUUUAAUUGAUGAUUAAAUGUGUGUUCGAAAACUAGGCUUAUAAUGCGAGCAUUUGUGUUUUUAGUACAUUUUGAUUGUAACAUAUUAGAUUUUAAAAUGCCUAUUAUAGAAAGUUUAUGAAGUCAUUCAGGCGUAAUGAACGGUAACCAACGUCUAGUUGGUGACAGAGGGCGCCACCUGGCGUUAUGACAACACGACUGUGGUACUCUAUGACCAGUUUAAUUUAUAGUAGUGAGCCUACUUCGUCUAUUUUUUGCCAUAUAACAAAUUAACCUACUCGAGUGUGCAUAAAUUGUAAUUUUUUUUUAAAACAUAUUCUUGAAAGUAAGGCUAUUAUAUUUACCUAUAGACAAUGAUCGUUUUAAUAUAAAAAUUAACGUAUACUGGAACUUAAUAAUAGUAUAUUGAUUACCAUAUAGUAGGCCUUUAUGCUUAAUUGAAGUGAUAAUGAUAGUAAAUAAUAAUAAUGACGGUUAUGAUGAUGAGUAUAAAAGAAAAAAUAAUGCCGAUUAUGAUGAUGAGUACAAAAGAAAAAAAGG